AUGGCCAACAUCACGACUUGCCCAUUGGGCAGUGAUGAUCAAUUUGGUCCUCGUAUCGACUUCGAUUGCCGCCCGUUCGAUUUCACGCUUCUCUUCGAGGAUGCGGUCUUUCAAUUGGUGCCCGCGACAGUGUUUCUGCUUCUCAUUCCUGUCAGGCUGAUCUCACUAUGGCGUACACCGAAGAAGCUAACCACUUACCAACUUGCUCUCUGGAAAUUGGCGCUUUUGACGGUUCUUACAGUAGCUCAUCUAGUGUUCUUGAUCUUGCAGACCAAGACACCAGCUAUCAGGACGAAGCUGUCUCUUGCGGCUGGUAUCUUGAAUUUCAUCGCAGUCUUUGUGGCGUCUUUCCACUCCGUACUCGAAGAUCAACGUUCCAUACGGCCGUCCGAUCUCUUGAUCCUGUACUUCUCAACUUCCGCCAUUCUCGCGCUACCCCGUCUUCGUUCUCUCUGGCUUAUUGCAUCAGUCAAUUCUGCGAAAGCUGUCUGGACAACCAUACUCAUUCUCACGACUCUUGUUGUACCUCUGGAAUCCAUUGGGAAGAAGAAGUUCCUCUUCCCAACGUACCAAUCGAUUACCAAAGAGGAAGAAAUCAGCUUUUGGGGCCGCAGCUUCUUCACAUGGCUUCUCCCGUUCUUUCGCCUCGGCUACUCGCGCGUAAUCCAGGUCAGCGACAUGCCCGACAUCGACGCUGAUCUGUCAGGCGAGAAGGCUGGCUACGCUCUCGAAACGGCCUGGACUAAGCGGAAAGGAGAGAAACAUUACCCUUUGCUCCGCGCAAGCUGCUAUGCCUGCCGCGGAACCCUGUUCCUCGGUGUCAUCACCCGCCUGUGCCUCUCAGCGUUCACGUUUUGCCAACCCUUUUUGAUCACAGCGACAGUGGGAUUCAUGCAAACCCCGAAAACACCUCAAUCAGAGCGAUACGGCCAGGCUUUGGUCGGAGCAUACGUGCUCACAUACUUCGGCCUGGCAGUCUCGCGGGCUGCGUACUCUCGGCAGCAGUACCGUUUCACGACAAUGUUGAGGGCAGGGUUGACAAGUCUGAUCUUCAGGCAGACGGUGUCACUCAAGGCGGAUGAUUUGAAGGACAGCGCGGCCGUCACUUUGAUGGGCACCGACGUCGAGCGGAUUGUCACUACAUUCGCCAUGUUCCACGAGAUCUGGGCGUCGGUGCUCGAGGUCGGCAUCGCCGUUUUCUUGUUACAGCAGCAGAUCGCCGUUGCUUCUGUUGUACCCGUCGUCAUUUCAAUCGUCUGUGUUUUGGGGGUGAUACCCAUCUCAAGAAACAUCGGCAAGGCUCAAACUACGUGGAUCGAAUGGGUCCAGAAGAGAGUUGCAGUUACAGCAACCAUGAUAGGAGACAUGAAGGCAAUCAAGAUGCUCGGACUCCACGACGUCUUAUCGAAGGUCGUUCUAGAACUGCGACGAGUGGAAAUCAGCAAAUCCACAAGAUUUCGCAAGCUUCUCCUUUGGCAAAUCCUCGUUUCAAAUCUUCCGCUCGAAUUCGCCCCCUUUGCGACUUUCGUCAUCUACAGCAUCAUCGCCGUCAUAACGAAGGAUCAGACUCUUACGUCCACAAACGCCUUCACUGCCCUGUCGCUGAUCGGCCUUCUGACCAGCCCCCUGCUCUACUUCUGCCAAUACGUUCCAAACAUCAUUCAAGGCGUAGCUUGUUUCAGAAGAAUCGAGGCUUUUUGCCUGAAGACAUCGAAAGUUUCUUUGGAGGAGAGGUCAUCAAGCCCAUACUCCAUUGCUUCCAUCGGCAGCGGCGUGGAACUUGCCGCGCGUUCUACUGCUAGAAUUUCAGAGGAUGCGAUCACUUCUUUUCAUUCUGCAGAUAUCGCGUGGUCACCAGACACGGACUUGGUCUUGCAGAAUCUCGACCUGAGUAUUUCCCAGGGGGUCACUAUGGUCGUCGGCCCCGUCGGCUCCGGGAAGUCCUGCCUCCUCGAAAGCAUUCUCGGGGAAACCGAUAUCCGGGACGGCUCUCACGUUACCCCGACUGACAGUCUCGCCUAUUGCCCGCAGAACCCAUGGAUACUGAACAACACGAUCCGGCACAACAUCACCUGUGGUCUGGAUUUCGAUCCAAAAUGGUUUCAAAGCGUGCUUGCCAUGUGUGCUCUUGCGGAAGACGUCAGCAACAUGCCGGAAGGGGAUAUGUACAACGUUGGUAGCAAUGGAGUAGGUCUCAGUGGUGGACAGCGGCAACGUGUGGCACUCGCUCGUGCCAUUUAUUCGAGACACCGAACGGUUAUCUUGGAUGACGUGUUCAGUGGGCUGGACUCCAAGAGUAUCAGUCAAAUAUCCACUCGCCUCUUCGCCCAGGAUGGUCAUUUCCGACAGAACAAUAUCUCGGUUAUCCUCGCAACGCACACUCGAAGUCUUCUUCGUUUCGCUGACGACGUCAUCGCUCUCGAUGACGGCAACGUUGUUGGCCAGGGCCCGUAUGAAAAGGUUCUCACCGAGUCUCCUGAUGUGAUCGCCAAAUCAGCGGAAUCGGACAAUGACAGCGAACGUACAGCUGAGAUACAGACAUUGCAGUCUGAGAUCAAGACAGCGGUUACUCGGAUCGAGACUGCGAAGAAGGAAGAAGAGGACCGCUUGAGGAAGAACGGCUCGUGGUCGGUGUACAAGUACUACUUUGACCAGAGCGGAUGGAUUGUUCUGGGCCUCUUCCUCUCUGCGACCGUGAUCGAGUCCUUUUGCGCCGGUUUCACUACCAUUUGGUUUCAGUGGUGGGUUGAGGCAAACGGAGAACACCCCAACGAGAAUCUCGGGAAAUAUCUUGGCGUGUACGCCGUGUUGCUGGUCUUGAAUAUGACGGCCCUCACUUUGGAGUGCUGGUUGAUGUUCAUCCGCAUCAUCAAUGACACAGCAUCGGGGCUGCAUGCGGAGCUGCUCCAAACGAGUUUGAGCGCACCACUUAGCUUCUUUCAGUCAACAGACACUGGCUCAAUUACCAAUAGAUUCAGCCAGGAUCUGAACUUGAUAGACAUGACUCUCCCAUCGAACGCAAUCAAUUUCGCCACCAACUCAUGUUCCUGCGUCAUCAAACUCAUCAUUCUCUGCGUCAUGGGUAAAUACCUUGCAACCUCAGUUCCCCUCCUGGUUGUAGUACUCUAUUUUAUCCAGCGGUACUACCUCCGUACCUCGCGCCAAGUUCGUCUUCUGGACAUCGAAACCAAGGCGCCCAUGUACACGCACUUCCUCGAGACGCUCAAGGGCGUAGCCACGAUUCGCGCGUACGGAUGGCAGAACAACUUUGAAGGGCAAGCAGCAUCGCUGCUGAACCGCUCCCAGAAGCCUCAUUACAUGCUGGCUUGCAUUCAGCAAUGGCUGGCACUCGUUCUGGAUCUCGUUGUCGGAGCUCUGGCUUUGAUCGUUGUGACGAUGGCUACAUCGCUGACGGACAAGUUCAGUCCCGGGGCCAUCGGUGUGGCCAUGGUACUGGUUCUGGGUUUCAACCAGGAACUUGCGUGGACUAUUAGGAACUGGACUGCGCUUGAGACUUCUAUCGGUGCUGUGGCGAGAAUCAGGCAGUUUGCCGGUGAGACGCCUUCUGAGCAGCGCGACUUAGGAAGCAGCGGUGCUCCUCCGCCAGGAUGGCCGUUGAAGGGUGCCAUCGAAUUUGAGAACGUUACCGCCAGAUACUCGUUGGAUACAGAAGCGACGCUGAAGGGCCUCACCCUCUCCAUACACCCGGGCCAGAAAGUUGCCGUGUGUGGUCCCUCUGGCAGUGGAAAGACCUCUCUCAUCUUAUCACUUCUCCAGAUGAUAGAGGUCACAGAAGGUAGUAUCCAAGUCGACGGGAUAGAUCUCGCCACCUUGGACAGAACAGAAGUUCGAGCCCACGUCAACGUCAUCCCUCAGGAGCCUUUCUUCAUGCCAGGCACAGUCCGAUUCAACCUCGACCCCCAUUCUCGGGUGAGCAACGAGGACAUCAAGACAGCACUCGACAAAGUUGGCCUCCUCGGAAAGAUCGGCAUGGCGAGUGGUCUGGAUGCCGAGUUGGAUGCGGGUGAGUUCUCCGCGGGAGAGAGGCAGCUGCUGGCGCUGGCGCGAGCACUCGUUUCCAAGAGCCAGAUCUUGGUGCUUGACGAGGCAACGAGCAGUGUCGAUGACGUGACGGAAUCCAUGAUGCAGAAGGUCAUCGAGAAAGAGUUUUCCCAACCGACUGUCAUUUCUGUCAUCCACCGCUUGCGAUUCGUGGAGAAAUUUGACAGAAUUUUGCUUCUAAAGCAAGGCAACAUCGUAGAGUGGGACGCUCCGGGUGCCCUGUUGGGAAGGGACUCUGAGUUCAAGAGGUUCUUUAACGCUGUACAGAACUCUCAUUGA
Colletotrichum karsti is the source of this 4341-nucleotide messenger RNA. RefSeq names its product ABC transporter. The coding region runs from base 1 to 4341 and encodes 1446 amino acids. Gene Ontology annotation, molecular function: ABC-type transporter activity; ATP binding; ATP hydrolysis activity. The transcript has 12 exons. The record is from RefSeq and is a predicted model, not a curated record. Gene Ontology annotation, cellular component: membrane. NCBI's taxonomy places the organism in Eukaryota, Fungi, Ascomycota, Sordariomycetes, Glomerellales, Glomerellaceae. Gene Ontology annotation, biological process: transmembrane transport.